UCAGGCCCCGCCCCUACGGACGCAUGCUUGGAAGACAUGCGCUUUGCGGCAAAGUCCUCCUUUUCUCCACACACGCUUCUAAGCCUCGGCACAUCUCCUCACAUCGCUACUAACUACACUUUAUUCAUCCUCCGUGUCAGGAUAAACUCCACUCGUCUCAGCCACAUUUGGAGAUUAUUAGGCCCGCUUAGCUUGAUAGUUGUUUGAGCGCGCCAAUUAGCUUAGCAUGCUAGUUAGCUUAGCUUGUUAGCCGCUAACAAAGAGACGCGGAUUUGAUCAACACAUCGCUUAGUUAAGAUCAAGUGUGAGUGUAAAGUGUUGUGAUUGUGUGAAAAUGUGCGAAAGAACGAUAGCAAAGUAUGAGGAGGAACUUUGUUGUGUGAAAAUGUGCGAAAGAACGAUAGCAGAGUACAAAGAGGAACUUUCUCGAACAAAAGAAGAGAACGAGAGACUACGUCAACUAUUGGAGGCUGUUUUCAAGAAACCUCAAGUUGUGUUACACAGAACAGAUGUCUGUAAAAAAUAUCGCCCACCUGAGCAGCAGGAGGGGUCCUCCAGUAUGGAGCAGAAGAAGUCACAGUACCUCCACGUGAAAGAAGAGGAGCCAAAGCCCCCCUACUUUAAAGUGGAGGAAAAACAGCGGCUGUCCCCCCACUUCAUAAAGGAAGAGAAGAGACACCUCGUCAGUGUGAAGAGUGAAGAUGAUGAGGUCAAAGACGUCUGUGAAGAACAUCUUCACCCUGAGCAACAGAAGUGGAGCUUCAGGAUGCGGACGGAGGAGCCACAGCCCUCCCACAUUAAGAAGGAAAAGGAAUACCUUCAGAUCCCCCAUUUUAAAGAGGAAGAGGAGGACCAACUAACACCCCAUUUUAAAGAGGAAGAGGAGGACCAACUAACACCCCAUUUUAAAGAGGAAGAGGAGGACCCACUGAUACCUCUUUUAAAAGAGAAAUCGGUGAAGAGUGAAGAUGAUGAGGUGAAAGGUGAAAGUGAGGAGAGGGGAGGGGGGGAGCCUCCAAGCAGCAGCUCAACACAACACAUGACAACAGAAGCUGAUGGAGACCACUGUGGAGGAUCACAAGCAGACAAGCUCUUAGCUCCACUAUCAGAUAGUGAGGACACAACGUCACACUCUCCUGACACUGAUGAUGAAGACUCUAAAGAUGAUAAGACAUGUCACACUGACAACACUCACUUCACUUGUUCUCACUGUCACAAAACCUUUAAAUACCAUUGUCGUCUGAAAACACACAUGAGAACACACACUGGAGAAAAACCUUUCUCUUGUUCAAUCUGUGGUAAAGGUUUUACACAAAGUAUCAAUUUGAAAGUACACAUGAGAACACACACUUGUGAAAAACGUUUUUCCUGUUCAACCUGUGGUAAAGGUUUUACACAAAGUCAGAGUUUGAAAAUACAUAUUAGAACACACACUAGAGAAAAACCUUUUUCUUGUUCACUCUGUAGUAAAGGUUUUACACAAAGUAUCAAUUUGAAGGUACACAUGAGAACACACACCAGUGAAAAACCUUUUUCCUGUUCAAUCUGUGGUAAAGGUUUUAGAGAAAGUCAACAAUUGAAAAGACACAUGAGAACACACACUGGUGAAAAACCUUUUUCAUGUUCAAACUGCGGUAAACAUUUUACUCAGAGGCCAGAUUUAAAAGUACACAUGAGAACACACACUGGAGAAAAACCUUUUUCAUGUUCUAUCUGUGGUAAAGAUUUUACUCAGAGGCCACAUUUGAAAGUACACAUGAGAACACACACUGGAGAAAAACCUUUUUCAUGUUCAAUCUGCGGUAAAGAUUUUACUCGAAGGGAAAAUUUCAAAAAGCACAUGAGAAUACACACUGGAGAAAAACCUUUUCCUGUUCAAUCUGCAGUAAAUAUUUUGCGCAACGGCACUAUUUGAAAGAACACGUGAGAACACACACUGGAGAAAAACCUUUUACAUGUUCAGUAUGUUGUAAAAGUUUUUUACAAAGUCAGCAUUUGAAAAGACACAUGAGAAGACACCCAGGAGAGAAAGUGUUGAGUUGCAGUGUGUGUGGUGA
Messenger RNA from Nerophis ophidion (straightnose pipefish), 2057 nucleotides. Its product is annotated as zinc finger protein 37 homolog. Gene Ontology annotation, biological process: regulation of cytokine production; negative regulation of transcription by RNA polymerase II; regulation of immune system process. The transcript is spliced from 3 exons. NCBI's taxonomy places the organism in Eukaryota, Metazoa, Chordata, Actinopteri, Syngnathiformes, Syngnathidae. The coding region runs from base 335 to 1915 and encodes 526 amino acids. The record is from RefSeq and is a predicted model, not a curated record.